AGCCAUUUUCACGCGCCCAGAUUAAAAAUAAAUAGAAUUUCGUGCUUUCUUUUUAUUUUUUCUUCUCUUUUAUCAUACACCUUUAUAUAUUACUUUAGAAAUGUUGUCUCGCCUUGCCAUCAGAUCUAAAGGUGCUAUUGCUCGUUUGCCCACACAGCGAUUGGUUUCCGCAAGACAACCUACAAGACCUUUUAUUCGUCUUCAGCACACAUCCAAGCCUGUCCUUGCUAAAUUAGCUCCUCUCGAUACUUUCCCUCGUCGUCAUAUCGGAUCUGAGGGCAAUGAGGUUCAAGGCAUGUUACAACAACUCGGCGUCAAGAACAUUGAAGAAAUGCUCGCAAAGACCAUCCCUCCUACCAUUCGCUCCCCUAAACCUUUAGCCAUUGGUGAGGGCAUCCCCGAACGCCAAUUACUUGCCCGUCUUAAGAGCGUCGCAUCCAAAAACAAGAUUAACCGUUCUUAUAUCGGUCAAGGUUAUACAGAUACCGUUGUUCCUAACGUUAUCUUACGUAAUAUUCUCGAGAAUCCUGCCUGGUACACUCAGUAUACCCCUUAUCAACCCGAGAUUGCUCAAGGUCGUUUAGAAUCUCUCUUGAAUUACCAAACCAUGAUUACCGAUUUAACAGGUUUACCUAUUGCCAAUGCCUCUCUUUUAGAUGAAGGUACCGCUGCUGCUGAGGCCAUGUUGAUGGCAUGGCAAGCUGGUCGUCGCAAGAAGAACCUCUUUGUUGUCGACGAAAACUGUCAUCCUCAAACCAUUGCUUGUUUAAAGACUCGUGCUGAAUCCUUCAACAUUGAGGUUGUUAUUGCAGAUACUUUCAAUUACAAGUUUGAUGAACACAAGAAGAGUCUUGCUGGUGUCUUGUUACAGUACCCUGAUACUCGUGGUUCCGUAAAGGAUUAUGAGAAUUUAACUGCUAGUGUUCAUGCUGCUGGUGGUCAAGUUGCUGUUGCUACUGAUUUGAUGGCCUUGACUUUACUCAAGUCCCCCGGUGAAUUCGGUGCUGAUAUGGCCUUGGGUAACUCUCAACGUUUCGGUGUUCCCAUGGGUUUCGGUGGUCCUCAUGCUGCUUUCUUUGCCUGUAAAGAUGAACACAAGCGUCGUAUGCCUGGUCGUUUGAUUGGUGUCUCCAAAGACGCUGCUGGUGACAACGCUUACCGUCUUGCCCUUCAAACCAGAGAACAACAUAUUCGUCGUGAGAAGGCUACCAGUAACAUCUGUACCGCUCAAGCACUUUUAGCAAACAUGUCUGCCAUGUAUGCUGUUUACCACGGUCCUGAGGGUGUCAAGGCCAUUGCCCAACGUAUCAACCACUUGACAGCCGUUUUGGCUCAAGGUAUUCGUACCUCUGGUUAUACCAUUGAGAACGACGGUAACUUUUUCGAUACCCUUUCUGUCAAGGUAGGUAACUCCUCUGCUGUGCUUCAAAAGGCCGCUGCUGCUGGUAUCAACCUCCGUGCCAUUGAUAACAACACCAUUGGUGUUACCUUGGAUGAAGCUGUUACUCAAGACGAACUUGCUAAAUUGAUCGGUGUUUUCCAAAAGGAAGGCACACCUGAGGUCAGCAUGGAACAACUUGCCACUGUCCUUGACAACCAAGUCACCACUUUCCCUCAUCAAUUGGAACGUACUUCAUCCUACUUGCAACAUCCCGUUUUCAACUCUUAUCACUCUGAGACUGAAAUGCUUCGUUAUAUCCAUCAUCUCGAAAGCAAGGAUCUUUCUUUAGUUCACUCCAUGAUUGCCCUUGGUAGUUGUACUAUGAAGUUGAAUGCCACCACCGAAAUGAUCCCCGUUACAUGGCCUGAAUUUGCAAACAUCCAUCCUUUCGCUCCUGUCGAUCAAACUGAAGGUUACCUCGCUAUGCUUGAUGAACUUGCUGAUGAUUUAAAGGAAAUCACUGGUUUCGAAGGUGUCUCUCUUCAACCUAAUUCUGGUGCUCAAGGAGAAUACGCUGGUCUUCGUGUGAUCCGUGCCUACCACCAUGCUCGUGGUGAUGAACACCGUAACGUUUGUUUGAUCCCCGUUUCCGCUCAUGGUACCAACCCUGCCUCUGCUGCUAUGUGUGGUAUGGAUGUCGUCAUUGUCCAAUGUGAUGCUGAUGGUAACUUAGAUAUGGCUGAUUUGAAGGCCAAGGCCAAGAAGCACAAGGAUAAGUUAGCUGCUGUCAUGAUUACCUACCCCUCCACUUUUGGUAUGUUUGAAGCCGGUGUCUCUGAGGCAUGUCAAGUCGUACACGAUUUAGGUGGUCUUGUCUAUUUGGAUGGUGCUAAUUUGAAUGCCCAAAUUGGUUUGACCAAGCCCGCUGAAAUCGGUGCCGAUGUGUGUCACAUGAACUUGCACAAGACAUUCUGUAUUCCUCACGGUGGCGGAGGACCUGGUAUGGGACCUAUUGCUUGUACCAAAGAGCUUGAGCCUUAUCUUCCUGGUCAUCCUGUCAUUGCCUGUGGUGGUCAAAACGCUAUCGGACCCAUUUCUGCUGCUCCUUAUGGUUCUGCCUCUAUCUUGCCCAUCUCUUGGGCCUAUAUUAAGAUGAUGGGUGGUGAAGGUCUUACCCAAGCUACCAAGCUUGCUAUCUUGAACGCCAACUACAUGGCCAGUCGUCUUGGAGAGCAUUACGAAAUUUUGUAUACCAACGAGAACGGUAUGUGUGGUCAUGAAUUUAUUGUGGAUAUCCGACCUUUUGUUGAGAAGGGUAUUGAAGCCAUUGAUGUUGCCAAGAGACUUCAAGAUUAUGGAUUCCAUAGUCCUACUAUGUCUUGGCCCGUCACCAAUACUUUGAUGAUUGAACCUACCGAGUCAGAAAGUAAAGCAGAGUUAGAUCGCUUCUGUGAUGCUAUGAUUUCUAUCCGUGGUGAAAUUCAACAGGUGGUCGAUGGCAAAUUACCCAAGGGUAACAACAUGUUAAACAGCGCGCCUCAUUCUAUCAAGACUUUAAUGGCUGAUAAAUGGGAUCGUCCUUACUCUCGUGAAACCGCUGCUUUCCCUAUGCCUUAUCUUCGCGAAAAGAAAUUCUGGCCUUCGAUCUCUCGUAUCGAUGAUGCUUAUGGAGAUCGUAACUUGAUGUGUACUUGUCCUUCUCCUGAAGAAUAUAUGUAAUUUUAUUUAUUUUUUAUUCCCCCAAACCCCCCUUUAUACUGUAAAUUAGACUCUUUUUCCCUUCUUCAUUUUUUUUUUAAUCAUAAAAA
Molecule: messenger RNA, 3189 nt
Organism: Mucor mucedo
Lineage: Eukaryota; Fungi; Mucoromycota; Mucoromycetes; Mucorales; Mucoraceae
Product: glycine dehydrogenase
Exons: 3
Coding region: 101-3100 (999 amino acids)
Biological process (GO): glycine decarboxylation via glycine cleavage system
Cellular component (GO): mitochondrion; glycine cleavage complex
Molecular function (GO): glycine dehydrogenase (decarboxylating) activity; pyridoxal phosphate binding; glycine binding
Source: RefSeq, a predicted model, not a curated record